AACUAACGUGAAAAAGGGGAAAACAAAAUCCAGGCGAAAACGAAAGAAACGGUCUUUGUUGAGUUGAUGGAGACGCAACUGCUACACCCAUCUUCUCUCAUCUCCAAUCUACACGAUCUUCAACUUUCAUCCGCCAUUACAAUCACCUCACUGAUCUUCAGAUGAUGAAGGUGGAGUGGAAUUGAUUAAUAUUUAAGAGUUUUUGAUGAUGUCGUUUGACGGAGAUCAUAAGCAAUGGACGUGUGGGAAGAGUGGGACGGUCAAUUUGCAGCGAGUCGGUUCUAUGGUUCGGGAUAUUGGGGAACCUUGUCUUCAUCAAUCGCCGAUAAAGGUUGUUACUAUAAACAAAAAGCUUAAACCGGAGAAGUGGCAAACAACAUUUGAUAGUGAUGGAAAGGUUUUCGGUUUUCAGAAAGCACUGAAAUUGAUUAUGUUAGGGGGGGUAGAUCCGUCUAUAAGACCUGAAGUUUGGGAGUUUCUUUUAGGCUGUUAUGCUUUAAGCAGUACUGCAGAUUACCGGAGAAAAUUAAGGACUGCAAGGAGGGAACGGUACAGAGACCUUGUUAAGCAGUGCCAGUCAAUGCAUUCGAGCAUAGGUACCGGUUCGUUAGCCUACGUUGUGGGGAACAAAGUCAUGGAUAUGAGAACAACAGCUAAAGAGGAUGAAAAACGGAAAAAAUCGGAAGUAAAACCUGGACGAGAUUCUAGUGUUGUUUCCGACAGAUUAGAAACUAUCUCCAAUUGUUCUGAUUGUGCGUCAUACGAUGAUUCAUAUAGUCCAUACAACGGCAAUUGCACAAAAUCAAGAAGUGAAGGGGAUGCAUCGGAGUACAGAAGUUCAAGUUAUUAUGAUUUUCCUCCUUUACCUGUUACAAAUUUGUUUGAUAAUAACGGUAUAAACGAUGAGAAUGAAAGUAAAUCAAACGAUGAAAGGCAUUCCACACGGCGUAAGCUGAGAUUUGAAGAUGAUCGUGUGUAUGAUUUUCAGAUUAAUAACAAUGUAGAUCUAGUAAUGGAUGUUUCUACAUGUAAUGACGACUCGAGAAGCGAAGUACCUAGAUCUAGUAAUAUGGAAUAUGAAAUAGAAAACAUUGAAAUACAGAAGAAAGAUGCAACGGAAAUUUUGUCUGGAAGUCCGGUCCGCGUGACGACGACCCAUGGAAGAACUCGAAGUCAAGGUCAAGACAGAGUAUCGGAGUGGCUUUGGACACUUCACCAGAUAGUUGUUGAUGUUGUUAGAACCGACAGUCAUCUGGAAUUCUAUGAGAAUACACAAAAUUUAGCCCGUAUGUCAGAUAUUCUUGCUGUUUAUGCCUGGGUUGAUCCUGCAACCGGAUAUUGUCAAGGUAUGAGUGAUUUGUUAUCUCCUUUUAUCGUACUCUUCGAGGAUAAUGCUGACGCUUUUUGGUGCUUUGAGAUGUUUUUAAGAAGAAUGCGUGAAAAUUUUCAAAUGGAAGGAACAACGGGCGUGAUGAAGCAAUUAGAAGCACUUUGGCAUAUAUUAGAACACGUAGACCGAGAAAUGUUCACUCACUUAUCACAAAUAGGUGCCGAAAGUCUUCAUUUCGCCUUCCGUAUGCUUCUAGUACUUUUCCGACGCGAGUUAUCUUUCAGUGAGGCACUAUGCAUGUGGGAGAUGAUGUGGGCUGCUGAUUUCGAUGAAUCGUUAGCGUUAAAUCUGGAGAAUAGUUGUCCGGAACUUCUGGUCCUACAGAUCCCGAGCGAAUCAACUAAAGUCACAGGAAAGGAGGUUAUUGAGAAUGAAAACGGUAGUUCAAACGGUGGGUCAGAAGUGAAAAAUGGAAAUUUAGAACACUCGAGUUCUGAAACUAAUGGGAUAAAACCGACACCGAGUCAUCCUUUUUGUGGCCUGACAAAAAGUUUGUGGUCGAAAAGUGACCAUUUUCAGAUUUGCACUAUUAUCUCGUCAACAAGAAACGGUGAUGAUGAAUUGCCGAUCUUUUGUGUAGCAGCAAUUCUUAUUUUGAACCGCCAUAAAAUCAUGAGAGAUACCCGUUCAAUUGAUGAUUUGAUAAAGAUAUUCAAUGAUAAUUUGUUGAAGAUUAGGGUUAAGAGAUGCAUACGUACAGCCAUUAAACUCCGGAAGAAAUACUUUUACAAGCUGAUCAAGAAUCGUAGCCAGUAGUAGCUUAAUAUACUUCAAGUUUAUUAUCAGAACUCAAUCCAUGCUGAGGUGUUUCAGAUACCGAUCUGCCAUCCAUCUUUGAAUUCUUUUUUGCGUUGCGUAGCUGGAGAUUUUACCUUUUUUAUUAUUGGAUGAUUGCAUAACAAAGUGCUUAUGCCAUUAUUAACACUCGUCAACUUCUGUCAAGGAUUGUGAAUUUGAGCUUGGAAGACAGAAGCUGAUUAUGGUUACACUUGCAGGUCUGAACACAGUUUAUUUUUUUUCUGACAUGUACACUGUUCAACAUUUAAAAAAAAAGUUUAUUCGAAAUUUGAGGCAAUUAUAGAAGGUCUAUUGCUUAGGUCACAUACAACUUGUAAACUUAGAAUCAAAGAACCCAUUACAAUA
Messenger RNA from Helianthus annuus (common sunflower), 2533 nucleotides. Its product is annotated as small G protein signaling modulator 1. Gene Ontology annotation, biological process: activation of GTPase activity. Lineage: Eukaryota; Viridiplantae; Streptophyta; Magnoliopsida; Asterales; Asteraceae. The transcript has 12 exons. Bases 206 to 2146 code for a protein of 646 amino acids. The record is from RefSeq and is a predicted model, not a curated record. Gene Ontology annotation, molecular function: GTPase activator activity.